Penicillium angulare is the source of this 450-nucleotide messenger RNA. RefSeq lists its product as uncharacterized. The transcript is spliced from 2 exons. The coding region runs from base 1 to 450 and encodes 149 amino acids. The record is from RefSeq and is a predicted model, not a curated record. NCBI's taxonomy places the organism in Eukaryota, Fungi, Ascomycota, Eurotiomycetes, Eurotiales, Aspergillaceae.
AUGUCAAAACUGGAUCGUCUGCUUCUAGAAUUUACAAAGGCAUUCGCUCUUUGGAGACAGGACUGGACUGAAGAGCCCUGGAUGAAGAAGUUGAGAGUUGAAUGCCAGACGAUCGCAAAAAGGAAAAAUACAGAAAACAAGAUCAACAGCAGAUGGGAGCGUACAUACCUCAAAGAGCAAUUGGCAGAGCUUCUUAUAUCGCUAGAUACCCACUUCGAAGAAUACUUCUUCCAAAAGCCUCAGAACAUCGAGGCUAACACUCGACUACGCAAACUCAAACUUGUGAAUUCGAAUAUCACCUGGCUAUGCUGCGAUAUUGUAUGGAUUCUUGAGGAAAUAAGUCCCGACGAAGCCGUCAAUCUGGAAAUUCCACAAGAGUUAUUGCGCAAGCUCAAAAUAUGGUGUCGCAAGGCGUGGCCGGAGGAGCCAUUUGGAAUUAUCACGUUCUAA